Acanthochromis polyacanthus (spiny chromis) is the source of this 2956-nucleotide messenger RNA. It is a transcript of the gene angpt4, whose product is annotated as angiopoietin 4. Lineage: Eukaryota; Metazoa; Chordata; Actinopteri; Pomacentridae. The coding region runs from base 1104 to 2672 and encodes 522 amino acids. The transcript has 10 exons. The record is from RefSeq and is a predicted model, not a curated record.
GAAAGGAGAUUACAGCAGCUACUGGAUCUCUUUGGGGUCUCUCUUUCUUCUAUUUCUUUCUCCAUUUCUCCAAAGUUUAGUUUCUUUUUCUAUCCUGUCCUUCUUUUAUCUGACUCUUCCUCUUUUUGCUUCUGUCUCUCUCUGUUUCCUCUGAUAAUCUUCCCCUUUUUUAUUGCUGGUUCAUUCCUUCUUUCCUCCGUUCCUCCUUUCUUUUCCGUCUCAGCCCACAAAUAGAGAGGGUACUCUAAUAAACCUCCCUCAGGUCUCCUGUCCCUCCACUCCUCCCUCUCCUUCGUCUUUUCUCUCUCCUCCUCUUCCUCCCCCUCUUCCCUCGCUUGCUCAUUCCUCCUUUUCUCAGCCAGUCCCAGAUAAGAAAGGGGCAGAAGCAACUCUCCUUAGCCACUCUCUUCAGAAACUGGAACCACCAGACAGGAGUGGGAGUUUUCUUUUUUAUCAUCUUUUAUUUCCUUGUUUUCUCUUUCAUUUCUGGACAGGUGAAGACAGAGCGCUCCAUUUCAGAUGCCUUUUAUUUACAUGCAGCUUUAAAUCUUUUCUUCCCACAUUGCCUUUUAAACAGCUCCAGUUUGGGCAUCACUCUUCAUCAUCCUCACAUCACUUCUACUCCCUUUAUUUUCCUCUCCUCUUAUCUGUUUAGCUUUCUUUGGCCACAUUUUUUCUUGGGUGGAUCUGGACCUUCACCGUUUGGGACAAGAAGGAAUUGAAACAAAGCCAUGAAAGACCUGCCCAAUGUCAAGCCAAUGGACCCAUCCUAAAACAAUCUCAUCAACACCCCAGGCAACAAAAUAACACCCAAGGACGAAAAGAGAAGACAGAAGAUCUGAUGAACCUCUUUGCUGCACAUGAGGAGAGAACAGGUGUUGCUUUCUGCUACUUGUGCUCUACAAGAAAAGUGACCUCUUUAGAGUUAUAAGAACACGCUAAAGACAUUUUGGUCCAGGGUCAGACUCAUGGAUUGACUGUAAGGUGCAGAAACUCCUGCACAGAUGUUUUCCUAAAGUGAACUGGGGUCAAAGUGUGAAUGAGCCUCUCUUGAGUCUCUCUGCUCUGAGUGAAAACGUUUGAAUACAGGUGAAGAGCGUGUCAUGAAAGGCUUAAAUCUGACCUGGGGGUUGCUGGUUCUUCUGCUGCUGUGGACCUUGUCAGCUGUCACUGAUGCAGCCGGGGCAGAACGAGGAGGAAGAAGCCAGAGAAGAGGAGGAGGUGGAGGUGGAGGUGGAAUCUCAGAGAAGCGGAGGAGGUUUCACCGCAUCCAGCAUGGCCAGUGCAGCUACACCUUCAUCCUGCCGGAGCUGGACGGAUGCCAGAGUGGAGGAUCACCACCGCAGACGGAGCAAUACGGGGGCUCUCGUGGCGGGGCAAGUGUCGUACAGAGAGACUCUCCACCUGUGGACGGUGAAUGGUCGGCCCAGAAACUGCAGCACCUUGAGAGAACAAUGGAGAACAACACGCUGUGGCUGCAGAAGCUGGAGAACUUCAUUCAGAGGAGCAUGAGGCGGGAUGUUGCUAACAUACAGUCACAUGUCGUUCACAACCAAACAGCCACCAUGCUGGAAAUCGGGACGAACCUCCUCACACACACAGCAGAGCAGACACGCAAACUGAACGUGGUCGAAGCCAAGGUGCUGAAUCACACGUCUCGGAUAGAGAUCCAGCUUCUGGAGAAUUCUCUGUCCACCAACAAGCUGGAAAAGGAGCUGCUGCUGCAGACGUCUGAGAUCAGUCAGCUGCGAGACAAGAAUAGUCGUUUAGAGAGUAAAGUUCAGAUGCUGGAGUCUCAGCAGAGAGGAGAGCUGGAGGACAUGAGAGUGGAGAAGAAUCGACUGCAGUCUGUCGUCAGGAAUCAGAUGGUGGCCAUUGAGUCUUUAGAGAGGCAGCUGCGAGUGGCCAGCAGCAACAACAGCGCCCUGCAGAGACAGCAGGCCCAGCUAAUGGAGUCGGUCCACACACUCAUCAACAUGGUGGCCAGUACUACAGGGUCACCUCCUCGGACCCAGAUGUGGAGGGACUGUGCAGAUGUUUACAAGGCUGGUCACUCUGUCAGCGGUCUAUAUCACAUCUACAUCGGCAACAGAACUGAACCCGUGCAGGUGUACUGUGACAUGGAGACAAGUGGCGGGGGCUGGACGGUGUUCCAGCAGCGGUUUAACGGCAGUGUAGACUUCCAAAGAAGCUGGCAGGAGUACAAACUGGGUUUCGGGGAUGUGUCAGGAGAGCACUGGCUGGGUAACGAGGUUUUACACCUGAUGACCAGUCAGGCCCAGUACUCUCUGAGAGUGGAGCUGAAGGACUGGGAGGGAAACUCUGCCCACUCCCAGUAUGACCGCUUUACACUGACCAGUGAGAGACAGCAGUACAGGUUGUAUCUGAGGGGCUACAGCGGUACAGCAGGAAGGCAGAGCAGCCUGACCACACAUGGAACCGGCUUCAGCACCCGGGACCAGGACAAUGACAACUGCGACCACUGCAAAUGUGCUCUGAUGCUCACUGGAGGUUGGUGGUUUGAUGCCUGCGGUUUCUCCAACUUGAACGGUAUCUACUAUACCGUCGGCCACAACAUCAGGAAGCUCAACGGCAUCAAGUGGCACCACUUCCGAGGCCCCAGCUACUCCCUGCGCUCCACAUCCAUGAUGGUACGACCGUACGACUUCUAACAGCACCCCAGCAUUUCCAGAAUGGUUUGGUGCAUGACGUCUGACAACAGUCCUAAACGCUUUCCUAAUGAUGUGCAACCUUUAAACAAUUCCCCUCCACCUUUUGGAUCCAACAUGUGCGGCCAUGAUGGUGAAACUCCACCUCCAUGCUCUUGCAGCGAGCUGCUUCACUUGAACUUUGUGUCUCUCGACCAGGUUGCAACUGAAAAUGAGAACCAGUUCUCAACUAGCCACCUGGUAGAAUAAAGGUUAAAUAAAAUAAAUAAAUAGUUCAUAUUUCUUGA